UCUGAGGAAGUCGACUUGACCAUGGUGUAUCAGGCAGCAUCUAAUGGAGAUGUCAAUGCUCUGACUGCUGUGAUUCGAGAGGACCCUUCUAUCCUGGAAUGCUGUGACAGUGAAGGAUGCACGCCCUUGAUGCAUGCGGUUUCUGGCCGUCAAGUGGACACCGUGAAACUGCUCUUGAAGAUGGGAGCCAACAUUAAUACCCAGGAUGCCUAUGGCCGCACCAGUUUAUGCCUGGCAACGUACCUGGGCUGGCUUGAAGGCUGUGUGAGCCUGCUCAGAAACGGUGCCAAGCACAACAUCCCCGAUAAAAAUGGCCGCCUGCCACUACAUGCUGCCACUGCGGAGCCCGAUGUGAGGCUCCUCAUAGUCCUGCUGCAGCAGUCAAGCCCUGGUGAAAUCAAUCAUCAGGACACAGAGGGGAUGACACCACUCCAUUGGGCAGCCUUCCACAACCGGCCUCAGCACACGCAGAUGCUGUUGAAGAAAGGGGCAGAUCCCACCCUCUUGGACAAGGACUUUAAAACAGCUCUCCACUGGGCGGCCCAGAGUGGAAAUAGAGUUCUGUGCUCCAUCAUUCUGAGUCAUCGUCAGGGACCGUCCAUUAUCAACUGUGACGACGACAGUGGAAAGACCUGUGUCCAUAUCGCAGCAGCUUCGGGUUUCGGCGACAUUAUUACCGAUCUGGCAAAAGUCCCUGAGUGUAACCUGCAGGCUCUGGAUAUGGAUGACAGGACACCCCUGCACUGGGCUGCAGCUGCCGGGAAAGCCGAGUGCGUCCAGUCACUGCUGGACUUGGGCAUGGACUGCAACCUGAGGGACAUGAACGAGAGCACGCCCUUGGCCUACGCUCUGUACUGCGGCCACACAGCCUGCGUCAGGCUCCUCUCCCAAGGAGGCCGAGCAGAACCUGCUCGGCCUCUUCCUUCCCAGAACAGUCGACCCCAAAAGAAGGAAGGACGUUUCAGCAUGCUCAACCAGAUCUUCUGCAAACACAAGAAAGAAGAGCAGAAAGCCAAUCACAAGAACCACAGCAGGGACAGACAUAAGGAGGACGACACCUCGGAAGUCAAUGACAUCAUCACCACCUUUGACAGCGUCGUCGUGGAUACCAACUGCCCAGAUCAGCCUGGUGACCAGGUGGCGAUGGUUGUCUUCAAGAAGAAGACCUCAGAGAAUUCAAAGUAUCUCUUGCCAGAAAGGAAACCUCUGGCCCGGAAGGGGCUCCCACCAAUCAGAACACAGAGUCUCCCACCCAUCACCCUGGGCCAGAAUCUCCUGACAGCCUCCCAUGGAGCCACUUCCCACACUGGCCUGAGCUCUGGUCCUCAGCAUCCUGCCCAACGUUCUCAGAAAAGUCGGAGUGAACAGGACUUACUAAGUAAUAGGACUGGCUGCCAGAUGUCACUAGACAAUCCCUUGAAGGGGGACACUAAUCAAGCACUCUCCUCCAAGGCUUGGACCGUGUCUUCUUCCGAUAAGUUACUAGACAGGCUAUUUGCUGGCCAGCCUGGUCACCAGGAGCCCUCCGGGCCACCUCAUCUUCCUCAUCUACAUAAUCCCUCACCAGGACAAACUCUUCAGCAUCUCUCCCCAAACAGACCUAAGUUCAGGGAUCUCCCUUUCACUCGGAACAGCCUCGCACCUCUGCCAGACCAAAAAUUUCUAUCUGGAGAACCCCUGAGAACAAACCGAGUCCUUCCAGCGAUCCCAAGCCAGCGAGGACAUGGCCCACCAGCUGAAGAGGGCGAGCGGUCUGCCGAUCCCACUCAAGAUGAAAACUAACAGACGCUCUCUGUGGAAAUCUAGAAGAUAUGUAUUUUUCAGCUCUCUAGGGGUGAGAUUACUCUAGUUUCUGUGAACAAAGUCUUAACUUAGCAAGCUGUGUUCUACAAGCCAUUCACAGUUUUAUAAUUCAAGAUUUCUUAUUUCAAACAAAUAUACUAACUGAACAUGCA
This is a messenger RNA of Peromyscus eremicus (cactus mouse), 1955 nucleotides long. RefSeq names its product ankyrin repeat domain 55 (gene Ankrd55). The transcript has 10 exons. The record is from RefSeq and is a predicted model, not a curated record. NCBI's taxonomy places the organism in Eukaryota, Metazoa, Chordata, Mammalia, Rodentia, Cricetidae. Bases 22 to 1782 code for a protein of 586 amino acids. Gene Ontology annotation, molecular function: protein binding.